CACACUCUCACUUUCUUCUGUUUCAAACACACUCAUGGAUUAUCAUCACUUUCUUCUUCUGCUGCUGUCGACCUGCAGCUUCCUGCCAGAUCUUCAGCUCUGCUUCAACUUCGACACAAAGAACUUCAAGAUCUUCUCCGGCUCCAAAGAAAACCAGUUUGGAUACACGGUCCAGCAGCACGAGGCUGGAGGACGCCAGUGGUUGCUGGUUGGAGCUCCCUUUGAAUCCACAGGGAAGCAGCAGACUGGUGAUGUGUUCAGGUGUCCGCUGGACAGAAACUCUGCAAACUGCACUCGACUCAACCUGGGGAAUCUUUCUCUGGACAACGUGUCUGAGAGGAAAGACAAGAUGAGGCUGGGGAUGACGCUGACCUCCAACCCUAAAGACAGCAGCUUUGUGACCUGUGGGCCGCUCUGGUCUCAUCAGUGUGGAAGCUCCUUGUACAGCACAGGAAUCUGCUCCAGGGUCAGCCGGAACUUCAGACUGUCCCACACCAUCACCCCCGCCCUGCAGAGGUGUGAGACGUUCAUGGACAUCGUGAUAGUUCUGGAUGGUUCGAACUCCAUCUACCCAUGGUACGAGGUCCAGGACUUCCUCAUCACCAUCCUGCAGAAGUUCUACAUCGGCCCAGGUCAGACGCAGGUGGGUGUGGUUCAGUACGGCUCCACUGUGGUCCAUGAAUUCAGUCUGGGUGAGUACCAGACGGUGGAGGACGUGGUGGAGGCUGCCAGGGGCAUUGACCAGCGGGGCGGCGAGGAGACGAGGACAGCACUGGGCAUCAACGUUGGGCGGUCUGAGGCGUUCAAGCGCGGCGGACGUCCCGGUGCCAAGAAGGUGAUGAUCGUGAUCACAGACGGAGAAUCUCAUGACAGUUCAGAUCUGCUGCAGGUGGUCGCUGACAGCGAGAGGGACAACGUCACCAUGUACGCCAUCGCUGUUCUGGGUUAUUACAACCGCCGGGGAAUCAACCCCGAAGCCUUUCUGAAGGAAAUCAAGUUCAUUGCUAGCGAUCCGGACGAGAAGCACUUCUUCAACGUGUCAGACGAGUCGGCGCUGAAAGACAUCGUGGACGCGCUGGGAGAGAGGAUCUUCUCUCUGGAAGGAAGUCAGGGUCGAGGGUUCGGUCUGCAGAUGGCUCAGGCGGGUUUCUCCUCACAUUUAGUCAGAGACGGCGUUCUGCUUGGGGCGGUGGGCGCCUACGACUGGAACGGCGCCGUGCUGAAAGAGACUAAACAUGGGAAAGUUGUUCCACCAAAAUCCUCCUAUAAGGACGAGUUUCCAGAUGAGCUGAAGAACCAUGGAGCCUAUCUGGGUUACUCGGUGGGUUCACUCAUCUCGUCUCGUGGCUCUCAGAUCUACGUGUCCGGAGCUCCGAGGUUCAACCACACCGGGAAGGUCAUCGUCUUCACCCUGAAGAACAACGGAAACCUGACCAUCCUGCAGGCACUGCUGGGAGAGCAGAUCGGCUCGUAUUUCGGCAGCGUGUUGUUAUCGAUGGACGUAGAUGGUGAUGGACAAACGGACGUUUUGGUCGUGGCAGCGCCCAUGUUUUACAGCCAGGGCUGGGAGAGAGGGAAGGUUUACAUCUACACUGUCACACCACAGACAUCCUUCAUCCUGCAGGGGGCGCUGGAGGUUUACGGUCGCUCGCAGAACUCCCGGCUGGGUUCGGCGUUGGCCCAGAUACCCGACAUGAACGGGGACGGGUUCAGGGAGCUGGUGGUGGGAGCGCCGCUGGAGGACGACCACCAGGGGGCGGUCUAUGUAUUUUACGGCCAGGACAAAACCAUCCAACGCCAGUACAGACAGCAUCUGUCUGCAGCCGGGUUUUCAGCAGGUCUGCAGUAUUUUGGUCAAAGUCUUCACGGCGUUCUGGACGUCAAUGGAGACGGGCUCGUCGACCUCGCAGUGGGAGCACUGGGAGCAGCCGUCAUCAUCUGGUCUCGUGGUGUGGUGCGGAUUCAGGCCAAGCUGACCUUUGAACCGGAGAAGGUGAACAUCUUUAACAAAGACUGCCGGCGAGGAGGGAAGGAGGUCACCUGCAUGUCGGUUACCGUCUGUCUGAGUCUGGACUCCCGGACGAAGAGCCGGACGAAGAGCCGGACAGAUGUUGCUGUUUGGUACAGUCUGGUGUUGGAUGAGAGGCGUUUUCCUCCUCGAGCUGUCCUGGAUGAGUCUGACCGCCAGCAGCCUCGGAGUCUGUUUCUACAGGUCGGAGGUCAAAGCUGUCGACGCAUCAGCUUCUCCAUCCAGGACACGGCUGAUUAUGGACGCCCCAUCGCGGUGGUCCUGGAGACGGGGCUGAAGAAUCCAGACGAGGGGCCGGUAUUGGACCCCGACUGGCCGAGCGUCCUGAGGGCCGAGGUGGUGCAGCUGAUGUUCAUUGCAGAGCUAAUGGAGCGGCUGUACAGAAGCACACGUUCAGGAGGGAAGAUCAAGCAAACGCGUUUGUUUCCGGCUCGACUGCGGCGGCUUUUAAAGGGCUUUGUAAAGACGGAGGCUGGUGGAGCUUAA
Molecule: messenger RNA, 2515 nt
Organism: Cottoperca gobio
Lineage: Eukaryota; Metazoa; Chordata; Actinopteri; Perciformes; Bovichtidae
Gene: itga11b
Product: integrin, alpha 11b
Exons: 19
Coding region: 35-2515 (826 amino acids)
Biological process (GO): cell-matrix adhesion; integrin-mediated signaling pathway; cell adhesion mediated by integrin
Cellular component (GO): integrin complex; external side of plasma membrane
Molecular function (GO): integrin binding
Source: RefSeq, a predicted model, not a curated record